Molecule: messenger RNA, 699 nt
Organism: Drosophila montana
Lineage: Eukaryota; Metazoa; Arthropoda; Insecta; Diptera; Drosophilidae
Product: rhodanese domain-containing protein CG4456
Exons: 3
Coding region: 16-567 (183 amino acids)
Source: RefSeq, a predicted model, not a curated record
UAUUUCAGCUCUAGCAUGCGGCUGGUAAACUUGAACAUCGGCUCUGCCGUCGCCGUCGUCGUCGCCGUCGACGCUGUCGUCAUCGUCUUGGCCGUAGCCGCGCUCUCGCCUAUAAUAAGCGCCGGCGCUUGGCCCAGCGGAGAACUUAGUGAUCCGACGUCGGGCAAGCGUGGUGAAAGCGCCGUAUCGAGUACUGAUCAUUUGCAUUUGGAUCACAGCAUUAUGUCGGCCAGCUACGAGCAAGUCAAAGAUGUGGCCAAUCAUCCGGAGACUUAUUUGAUCGAUGUCCGCAAUCCGGACGAACUGGCGGCUACGGGCAGCAUACCCUCCAGCCUCAAUAUACCCUUGCCCGAACUGGAGUCCGCUUUGAAGUCAGCAGCCGAGGAUUUCGCACAGAAAUACGGACGCGCAAGGCCGGCCAACGAUGCGCAAAUAAUAUUCACCUGUCGCUCCGGCAGGCGGGCCCAGCAGGCCGCAGAGAUCGCCAAGAGCGCAGGUUUCUCCAACCUGAGCGUCUAUCACGGCUCCUGGCUGGAGUGGGCCGAAAAGGAGGGUCUGCCACAGUGAGAUCGCGAAUACCCUUCCCAUUUGCACUUGUUUUUGGCCUUCCAUAUUUCACAUACAAUUUUUAAAUUCAUUUUACGAUUUGUGCACACAACAGCAAAUAUGGCUUCGGAAUAAAUUCGAUUUUAAAAGCAA